UAUUAACGCAUAUGACCCAAAGCGGCUAGUUAACUUUGCUUUCUGUAGAUGGAUGGUCUAAGUGGCCCGGUAUACGAAAGUACACCGAAAAACUACAGGAAACGAAGUAUCAGACAAAUAAAUUUUGCAACACCCCAUAUUCCUCUAGCUGGCGGUGGUGCUAAAAGAGGGAGAUUGGCCGCAGAACAGUUAAACCUUUCAAACCAAGAAACUCCUGUUGAUGCACAAUCAGAUGUGAAUACAAAUGUUAGUUCCUCCCGCCGUUCUGUAAAUAAACAACUUGCUCAACCUAAACGAGUUGUUGCGACUGAAAAUCGAUCUCGUCAAAAUAACUGGAUGUAUGUGAAUCGUAAAGAAACAUCCGCAUCGAAAACUAGUCGUGUUUCACCUAUCAAAAGUCAACAACAACAACAUCGAAGCACCGGUCGACAAUUACAAUUAGUUCAACAAACACAACAACAACAAUCAAGUAGAACUGGAGCAACACUCACCUCCGGUGAUAAUCGUACAAAACGAAAGAAAAAAGUCACUGCAGGUAUAAAAGCUUUAAAAGAAAUUAGAGCUUUUCAACGUAGUACAAAUCUUCUCUUGAGAAAAUUACCAUUUGCACGUUUAGUCCGUUCCAUCACAGUACGUUCACUUGGUCCAGAUUAUUUAUCUUAUCGUUGGCAAGCAAUUUGUUUUUUAGCUUUGCAAGAAGCUGCUGAAGCAUUUGUUGUACAUUUAUUUGAAUGUGCUCAACGAUGCGCCAUACAUGCUAGACGUAUUACGGUGAUGUCAAAAGAUAUACAAUUAGUAACACAUUUACAAAAUAUUCCAACUACAUCACAAUUUACACAAUAUCAUCAUACUGUGCUAAGUCAACACCAUCAACACCUGCAACCACACAAACCACUACCACUGGGACAUUUGACACAGCCGAAAACUAAACAACAUCGUCAUUCCGAUUAUUCACAACAAUCUAAUGUUGAUGAAGAUGAUAGUUCUUAGAUGGUUGGUGUUUGUUGUUUGUGUUUUUUGCCGUGACUUUUCUUACCGACUGCAGUUCUUAUCAUUUUAUCACUUUGUGUGUGUGUGUGUGUGUGUGGGCACAGAUGGUGGUGUGCAUUUUGUGCUGUUGUAUUCUGUUAUGCACAUUCACAAUUCUAUUGUCAUGAUAACCUCAAUGCUCACACACUUGCGCCUGCGCAAACACGCAAACACACACACUCAGAGGUGUACAUAUUUACUAAUGAUUAGUCUCUUUUUCUAACGAAAUUCUCCGUGUGUACAUAGAAUUAAAUUCGAUUAGAUGAGAUAAGAUGAGGUUACUUCGUUUCGUUGUUUCUUUCUCUUCAUGUUUUCAUGUUUCCAUGUUUUGUUUUGUAAACCAAAAAAAGAGAAUAAUUUGCUUACUUUUUCUUUUUAUUGUUUGUAAAAUACUACUUAUUUACUGAAUAACUACUACUACUCACACUACCACUGGUACUACUACUACUACUACUACUAC
Messenger RNA from Schistosoma turkestanicum, 1489 nucleotides. The record is from the annotation of a GenBank genome assembly. Lineage: Eukaryota; Metazoa; Platyhelminthes; Trematoda; Strigeidida; Schistosomatidae.